Molecule: messenger RNA, 2584 nt
Organism: Cynoglossus semilaevis (tongue sole)
Lineage: Eukaryota; Metazoa; Chordata; Actinopteri; Pleuronectiformes; Cynoglossidae
Exons: 22
Coding region: 308-2275 (655 amino acids)
Source: RefSeq, a predicted model, not a curated record
ACCAUUGUGGUCUAGUAUAUGUGAUAAAACAGUUCUCUGUCCCACUGUGUUUCAGCUUCUGUGUUCACUCAUGUCUUCUCCUGAUAGUAAACGUCUUCCUCUCCACCUGAUAAAGUCUGUUCAGUGACAAAAACUGUUUUUAGGUAAAAACACUCAUUUUUUACCAAACUCAACAGAACAGAAAUACUGUAUUUCUGUCUUGAUCGCUUGAUGUUUCACUUCCCGUCAACAGAUGGCGAUCAUGUAAAAUUGUCGUUUGCCAACAGUCAUUUCCGACCCAAGAAGAGUGUCGUCAUAUCCGGUCUUAAUGUUUGACUGCCGAGGCGCGAUUAGUUUGAUUACGUCUCGGAGAAGUGAUUCGUUGUGCUUCAUGGGGAACGCUGAAGAAAUAAUCAUUCUGAGCGAUGAUGACGACGACUACCUGGAAAUGUCCUGCACUGAGGCCUCGGUCAUCAUUGUGGAGACGGUGGAGGAGAAGAAGACGAUGAAGGACCACGUCUUGUCCUCGGGUGCUUUAGAAGAAGACCUGGUCGUGACCUAUUCCCGUCGUGCUGAGGUUCUGCCUCACGCACGCUACGACUGUCCUAUACAUCCUUUUACGGCCACGGACUGUGAGGUCGGAGCUCCUGUUGCCGACAACCAGCUCUUCUGUGAUCAGUGCUUCUGUUAUAUCUGUGACAAACUGGUGUCAACGUGCACGGUGUGGACUCACAGCAGUGUGUGUCACUGCAACAGUCACAAACGGAGUGACUUCUGGAACAACCAGAGAAGCUGUACUUUGUUAGGAGGACUGAAGACUUUCAACAUCACACUCUCUGAAAUGGACGCUCAUCUACGACAUGCAGAGUCGAUGCUGCAGAGCUUCAAACAAGAACUUUCAAUGAAGUACUUGGCCUAUCUUAAAGGAACGGUGUUAACGACGCAUUCUCCCGGUUUGGAAAACCAGCCUCUGCUCAACUAUGAUUAUACCAACGUUUACGAGUUUGUCUGGUCAUUCCUGGACCAAGCUGACAAACAGGACGACAGGGCUGCUGCCGUCAUGAGGCUGGGAGCAGCUGAAGAGUUUGUUAAACAUUUUCAAUGUGCACGAUGUUUGGUCAGCCAGUCUCCAAUGGGUUAUGCUAAUGAGGCUAAAGUGGUUCUACUCAGGAGGGUGGUGGCGUCCUUGCAGAGACAGCUGGUGAUGUCCAACUUUGUUCCAGAGUUCUCCCAGAGCUUGAAGAACAGCCUUUGUGUGCGUCUCUGGGAUGACAUCCUGUUAGGGUCCGUGUUAAAGGGACAGAAUGUGACCGGCAUCAGGAAAGACAAAGGCAAGAAGGACGUUCUGAUGGAACAGGGUUCCAUAGUUGGACUGAGGACAGAGCUGCUGCAGAGACAACAACGGUACAGAGAGCUGUGUCGUUACCUGAGAGUCGUCCAGACCGACGACCCAAAACUCUUCCAGCCUCUGCAGAGCCUCCUACCUUUCUUCACGUGCCUGUCUGGAGACUUCACGUUGGCCUGUAACAGUUUUUUCCCCUUGGUGAACCCCCCCGCCGCCCUCUUAACACCAGAGCUCUUCAAUGUUUAUCUGCGUGUGUUUGAAACAGCCACAGCACCACAGCUGCUGGUCGCUCAGCCCUCGGAGCUCUGCUGCACCAAGGCCACGUGGGAGCCGAUCAAAGAUGCUGUUCCUCUGAAGCGAGCUGAGCUGGUGAGGUUUGCUCUCAGGGUCCAGACCUGCUGCCCUGCCGUCUCCGCUGAUUCUUCCUGUUGGAUCCAGUUACUCAGCGUUGUCAACAAACCUUUCUGUUCAACAUCAUCAACCGCUCUGUCGCCUCCAGACCCUCACUUCCUCCUCCAAGCCAAGGAUGUGACCAACUCCAUCCUAACUCAGCAGCCCACAAACAUACAGAUCCCACGCUUCUUUCUGGAGGUGUAUCCAGAUCAGGCCUUGUUACUGCUGGUGACCAGAGCUCUGGCCUUGAAAAUCCUCAGUGCUUCUCUGACUCCAGCUCUACCUGUGCUCAGCUGCUUCAAGGAGAACGUGUGGGCUCUGUGGUGGCUGUGGGACAGUCUGUCCAUCAACAGAGAACGGCUGAACUCUUUCUUGGAGGCGGUCAGCCAGGAGGUCACCAUCACUGCAGAUGGCGGUAACUCAUUAGCCGAACUCCUCACGGUCCUCCCCGCCGUGUCUCCUCCACCAGACCUGGAUCACACGUAUUGCAGCAUAGCGGCUGUUAAUUUCUACAUUGCACAGUUCAACAACCAGUGGCCGUACCAGCUCUCAUCUUGACCAGACGUGGACCUGAAACACUGGAUUCUCUCUGGAUUUUUAUAUUUUAAAACCAGGAAGUUACAAGAGACAGUGACUUGUUAAAAACUUUUUUUUUUAACUUUAUGAAAUCAUGUUACUUCAUACUUUUUUCAGUUAAUAUAUUUUGGCUUAAAACAGAAGGUCAGAAGAGUUGUUCAGGCUGGUACCUGAAAAUGACCGAAGAAAGCCUUUGAGUUCUGUUUUCAAAGUAAAUGUGAACCCAGUGUCAUCAUGGUACCGUUCUGUUGGGUGGGUUCUAGUCCCAUCAGAUGGUGGUUGUUCUGACUG